Molecule: messenger RNA, 396 nt
Organism: Ostertagia ostertagi
Lineage: Eukaryota; Metazoa; Nematoda; Chromadorea; Rhabditida; Trichostrongylidae
Source: the annotation of a GenBank genome assembly
AUGCGAGAGAAAGAAUCUGCUUUGUUGCUCCACCCUGGAGCGCUCCUUACAGGAUUCACCAUAGCAGCUAUGCCAAUGCAAGUUCGCGCGCACUAUUCAACAGAAGCCCAAGCCAUGACGACGUUGAUAUUGAUUGCAAUCCUGCUUCCCUCCACUGUGGUAUCGAUAGCUGUAUGGAACAUGAGGGAAACAUGUGGAUUUCGUGGACCUGCCAUCGUGUAUCCUGGAAUGGGGCUUAAUGCUUAUGUUCAAAAAAUGAUCGAAGAUUAUCUAAACAAACAUAUGGGUCAACGUGACGGCGCCGCAAUAACGCUAGUGUACCCCAACAUUCAAAACCCGCGAGGUUACGAUACUUCCUCAGACUUGACAACCAUCAUGGACAACUGCAGGACUUGA